Messenger RNA from Rhagoletis zephyria (snowberry fruit fly), 661 nucleotides. RefSeq lists its product as uncharacterized. NCBI's taxonomy places the organism in Eukaryota, Metazoa, Arthropoda, Insecta, Diptera, Tephritidae. The record is from RefSeq and is a predicted model, not a curated record.
UGCCAAACAUCUGCAAAGACAUCCACAGCACACUGAACACCAUUGGUCACCAAUAGCUCUCAACCCUACAUCAUACCAGCUACAUUGUUCGAUUGCUGUGCAAAAGACGUGUUGAAGCAUCAGCAGCUACGUUUAUAAAAAAUAUAUAUUUUAAUAUAUAAAUUAUUUAUUUUUAGCUAUUUAAAUUUUUUUAAUUUUUCGUUUAGAUUGUAUAUAUCGGAGUCAUUGGAUAAUGAAGGUCUUCAACAUGUUGGAUGAAAGGGCAAGGGACAGUCUGACAAAGCAUCCUUAGAAAUGUCUCGAUUCAGACGAGCGGAAACUUAUACUCUCAUCAAAUUGCAAUUUAAUCUAACUGAGGAUGAGGAAAAUUACGAAUGUUUGCAAGCGCCAGAUGAGAUAAUUGUUUUAGACACUACUGCUGCAUCAAGCCAGUCACAAGACAUAACGCUACAAGCGCCACUAUCGAAUUCCGAAAAUUUGGUUACACAUGAUGUCAAUGUGUUAUUCUCGAGCGGCUCCAUGGAUAUAAGUAAUUUAUGCAACUGGCCGCUAGAAGCUACACAUAGUCAAAGUCUAUAUAUAAGUCGAAAAAACGCAAUCAAAUUUUGCAAAGUUGUAAUGAAACUGAAUUUUUGUGAACCAGUAUAAAUGAUUUGCAACU